CGGCGUGACGUCACGCCGAAUUGCGAAAUAAAUUAACCAUCUUGAAUGGAGGGAAAACAAACAUAUAAAUAUCAACAGCGUUUUAAACUUUUUUUAUGACAAAAAGAUGCCAAGGAGUUGUUGUGUUGUAGGUUGCACAAACAAUUGUAAGAAAAACAAUGAACUUAAAUUUUAUCGUAUUCCUAAAAAUGAAGCGGUCAGAAGAAAAUGGUUAAAUGCAAUUAAUCGUGCUGCAGAUAGCACUUCGUCAAAACAGUGGUCUCCUACGUCUUCAAAUGUUUAUGUUUGUUCAGCACACUUUAUUACUGGUAAAAGAGAGCUCUUUGAGAAACAUCCAGAUUCAGUUCCAUCAAUUUUUGAUACUGGAAUGAAAGGUUCUCCUCAAAGAAAUACCAACAAUAACAAAAUUAACCGAGUCAGUAGGAGGAUAAAUAGACAAAAAAUAAGUGUUCCUGCAUGCAAAAAAUUAAAACUAUGUGCUCAAUCAAUUAGUGAGGAUGUUGAUUUUGUCAUUGAAAAAAGGAGUUUUAGUAACGAAGAAAUCGAUAUCCAAGUUAGUACUGAAAAUUAUUUGCAGCAAUCUGAUAUCAGUAAUCCUAUAUGCUCCAAAAAUUUUUUAGAACAAUCUUCCAGUCAUGAAUUUAGUGUUCCUAUAAUUAAUGAAGAUGUUUAUGUUCAAGAUUCCAGUAAGAGUUAUAUACAAGGAAAGAGUGCUCCUGUAAACAUCAAUGUUCAGCAAAGUUCAACCAAUAGUUCUUUAAAGUCAGAAAUGAGUUAUACUGAAAAAUCUGAAAUUGAUAUUGAAACACCUCUUAAAACAUCAGAAAGACAACAACUAUAUAGUGAAAUAAAUAAUCUUCGAUUAGAAAGAGAUUUAUUUAUGUCGAAGUGGAUAUCAUUAAAAGAUAGCAAUUGCAGUUUAGGAAUAAAUAAAAUUCGAGCCAAUCCUGAUAAGUGCAAUAUGCUCACUGGACUUAAUCUUCCUGUAUUAGAAAAACUGUUGAGUUUCCUAUGCAAAGGAACUCCAGAAAUUUCAUUAAAAAGAUUUAAUACAGAAGAUAAAAUUGUUUUCUGUUUAGUUAAAUUAAGGCACAACAUUAACUUUGAUAUGUUAUCAUUUAUGUUUGAUAUUAAAAAAACUACUGCCUUGGAUAACUUUUGGAAAUGGAUUGAUAUUAUGUAUGUGAAAUUAAAAUAUUUAAUAAAAAUGCAAGAUCGAGGUCAUAUAUACGAAACAAUUCCUCCUGUUUUCAAAAACAAAUUCCCAAGACUAACAUCAAUUAUUGAUUGUUUUGAGGUUUUUGUGGAAUAACCAUCA
This is a messenger RNA of Hydra vulgaris (swiftwater hydra), 1318 nucleotides long. The record is from RefSeq and is a predicted model, not a curated record. NCBI's taxonomy places the organism in Eukaryota, Metazoa, Cnidaria, Hydrozoa, Anthoathecata, Hydridae.